This is a messenger RNA of Alternaria arborescens, 207 nucleotides long. RefSeq lists its product as hypothetical. The record is from RefSeq and is a predicted model, not a curated record. The transcript has a single exon. NCBI's taxonomy places the organism in Eukaryota, Fungi, Ascomycota, Dothideomycetes, Pleosporales, Pleosporaceae. Bases 1 to 207 code for a protein of 68 amino acids.
AUGGUUCGAGAAGGACCUAAGGAAACAUGGCGAAUAGGAAAGGAGCUUCCAGAACAGAACGAAGAAGUGACCACUAUUAUACCGUGGUCCAGGAAAGAGCUCGCGAGACAAAAAGACCAGUGCGCAGACCACUUGAUGUGCUUGACCACAUACCCCGUUACUGGAUUAGAGAUCAUCCGACUACCACCAGGCGAUGUUAUUGUCUAA